GUCGUCUUGCUUUGAAGGCGCCACGAGUUUCUGCACUUUGAGCUUCCCUCACUGCUAUUGAGGUCGAAACGAAGCGACGUCGCAGCCGAUUCAGCACCUUGCUCAAUCUCCGGGUGGGAAUUCUCGGUGUUGUUAGAGAAGGUUAGAUUGUAAUUACUAUGCAAUGAACCGUACUCCGGCGCAGUUUUCCCACACACCAUUCACUUUCCCUCCCUCAAUUCCUAACCCCAAUGUGUUUAACCCUCGGCCGCAGAAUGCACAAUCCGAAAUGAAAGCUCCUCUUCUGCCUCCUGACCUUUCGACAGCAGUCUCAUCAUUAAGCAGCCUUAUUGGUGACUGUUCCCGGACUCUUGACUCGCUUUCGAGUCUGCUCCCUGUCCCCAGCCGAGAUGAUUUGCAUGACAAUGAUGGUCUCAUUACCUGCCCUGUUAAUUGCAAUCACCGCGUGCACCCUCACUCCCUUUUCUCCCACUCCCUCCGCUGCCCCAGCCCUCUGCACCACCUCCUCCCGCCGCUACAUUACCCCAAAACACUUGAAUCCCCCGACCAAUCCCAAGCUGGUCAAAGCUUUGUUCAAGUGCAUAAUGGCUCAGACCUCUGCUUGUCUUUGGAGCACCACUAUGCAGAAUUUGGGUGCAACAUGUUCUACAGGGAUUGCCCUGGUGUUGUUACCUCUUCCGCGUUGGAUGUUUUUAAUAAAACAUUCACACUCCCAUCAGUUUUGUCAGCUGAGUGUGCAGAUUUUUCUGGUAGAGAAGAUAGUGAGAAGAUGAUUUGUGACAAGGGAUGUAGUAGAUUGCUGCCAUCAGAGUAUUGGGCUAUAAAAAAUGAAUUGGGGGGAUGGAAUGAGUAUCCUUCUAUGUAUUCGAACUGUGUACUACGUGCUAUUUUGGGGUUAGGUGUGGUUAGAGAGUGUGAUCUGGCGAUGUGGGUGAUAGUGAAUUCGCCCAAGUAUGGAAUUGUGAUUGAUGUGCCCAUGAGAGAUCAUUUAGUUUUGCUGAUUACCCUGUGCUUGAGGGCUAUCAUAAGGGAAGCUAUUAGUAAGGUAGAUUAUACUGAUUCAGAGAAUCGGGGUUUUGGGUGUCCCAUAUUGGUUGAGUCAUUAGUGUGGCUGGCAUCUCAGCUUUCCAAACUCUAUGGUGAAUUGAAUGGAACAAUAUUUUCCAUAAACAUUCUCAAGCAUUGCAUACUAGAUGCUGCCUUGGGUUUCUUGGUUUUCCCCUUGGAUCAAAAGGUGACAGAACCUCCUGCUUCAGAAGACUGUUCUCAAAAUUUAGAUGUUGAUGGCAGUUGUGUUGGGGAUGAUGAAAUUACAAAGCCACUAAGCACUGAUGGUGCAUGUAAUAUAAAGGGAAGCAUCUUCAAUAAGGUGGUAUGCGUGUCCCAGGUUGCAGCAGCCAUUGCAGCACUGCAUGAACGAUCCUUGCUAGAAAAAAUAAUUAAGGGCGAAAGAGCUUCACAAACUCUUCCUAGAUAUCAAAGAGUGCUGGAGCAUGAUCAUUUCUCACGAAGAGCUGAUGAGGAGCGGAAAAACCGUAGUCAGUAUAGACCUAUUAUUGAUCAUGAUGGGCUGCCUCGGCAGCAAUCAAGUAACCAGGAAACAAACAAGACCAAGACAAAAGAAGAGUUAUUGGCAGAAGAAAGAGACUACAAACGACGAAGGAUGUCGUAUCGUGGCAAAAAGGUGAAGCGUACAACUUUGCAGGUUACCAGGGAUAUUAUAGAGGAAUAUAUGGAGGAAAUCAAGCAAGUUGGAGGAAUUGGAUGCUUUGAGCGAGCACUGGAAGGGCAAGGUAGCACUCCAUUCAAACUACCUACUGACUUCACCAUUGAUGAUACUCCAACAGAAAGAAAUAACGAGUCAGAGAGAGGUAGUCCAAGUCAUACUAGGAAACAAUCGCAUUCACGCUAUACUAUCCAUUCUACAACAUCCAGGCUUGCUUCUACCAAAGAUCAAGAGCAACCAAAACGUAGUCCUCACCGUGAAUAUCUAGAAGAUUCCAGAAGUCUCAGUAAUAGGCGUGAUACGGAGAAUUAUUCUAGAAGCCCAGAAAGGUCUGGACGUCGUGGAUGGUCACAUGGGCAAAGUGAACAAGACCAUCGGCAGGGGACCAAUACCAAGCACCAUGAAAGAAAUAGGUCAUCCAAGUAUCAUGAUAGUAGAUACAAAUAUCAUGAUAAUAGAUCAUCUUCUGUGUCAAAGUCACACCAAAAGUCCAAAGUAAACAGGGAUGAGAAGACUUAUGAGAAUCAUAAGUCAAACUCUGUGGAGAAAUAUACUUUUGACGAUAGAUACAAUCCCUUGGAAGUUAAUGACAGAUAUGAAGAGGAUCUCUCUUCUGGCGAUAAGUAUGCUAGAGAAGGCAGAUAUUCUGUGAAUGAGCAAAGUCCAGACUACAUGUAGGAAUCGGAGUAAAAUCUGGGUACGAAGUCAUCAGGUUUCAGCAAUAUUAACUUCCAUCUGUAUCCUCCUUUGUAUCCUUGAAUGUUUUACUUGUCAUCUGUUUUAACAUUUAGAUGAUAUUCAUUGAUCAUAGUUUCUUAAUCAUUCUUAUUCUGAAUAGGAAAUGAUAAAUUAUUGCUUGUACCAGUGUGAUCAUUUCCACAAAUAUCAUGGUUUUCGUAAUCCUCUUAAUCUAAGUCUUCUUUUAUGCAUGUACAUCUUUUUACCUUCUAGAGAUGUAAAAACCAAAUCAGAUUCAGCUAUUUCAGCACUGAUGAGAUUAAGAAUCAUGAUAGUAAACAUACACUAGGGAGAUGGGUUAGCUCAUCUCUGUCUGACAGAAGCUUCUCUAAUAUGGAAGGAGUAUACUAGCCGAUCCAGCAGAUCAUGGCAUAGCCCCCUAUAACCCGUUAUGUUAGUGACUUCACUUACACCUUCCAAUGGUGCAAGCAAAGAACACUCCAGAUUCUAGCAACUAGUUAUUGCCAUAUUGGGAUCAAGUCGAAAGCAACAUAUUUUCAAGUUUUACUGUUUGUUUAGGAGAAUAAAAUUAUAUAGGCAUUUGUUCUUCUCUUUGUAACUAAAGAUCCAUUUGAAAUAAUAUAAGUCCUUACCAAAUGCUAGCAACUUCCUCUGCACAUAAGGAUUGACAGGUUUGUGAUUGGAUGCAGAGCAGAGCAUCUUUCCUUUUUUUUAUUUUUGCCAUUAAUUGUCCUCUUAGAGUCUUAUUCUGAUUUUUGUUUAUUGAUUUAUAAAUGAAAAUUACUUGCUUUAUUUGUAGCUGCCCGUUUUGGUUACUGAAACCUCAUUAUGCAUGUAGCUCCAAGAAUGCAACUUCUGCCUGAUUGAUAAAAAGGUAAUAUGAAGGUUGACUCAUUCUCAAAGCUUCUCUGGCCCGUAUGAAGUUCAAAAAGCUGAAGGCAGCCGAUUACCACUGGGGGUCCUUCUGCUUUUGUUGUAUGUGAUACUACUCUGCUUAAAGAAUGUAGCUUAGUUCUGAUAACAAGUCUAUAAUAGUCUGUAACAUAGCGCUUGGCUUCUUCGCCCAUUGAAGUUAUGCAAAUGGAAGAAAUCGUAUCUCAA
Argentina anserina (silverweed cinquefoil) is the source of this 3526-nucleotide messenger RNA. Its product is annotated as U11/U12 small nuclear ribonucleoprotein 48 kDa protein. NCBI's taxonomy places the organism in Eukaryota, Viridiplantae, Streptophyta, Magnoliopsida, Rosales, Rosaceae. The record is from RefSeq and is a predicted model, not a curated record. Bases 164 to 2404 code for a protein of 746 amino acids. The transcript has 6 exons.